Molecule: messenger RNA, 2677 nt
Organism: Oldenlandia corymbosa var. corymbosa
Lineage: Eukaryota; Viridiplantae; Streptophyta; Magnoliopsida; Gentianales; Rubiaceae
Source: the annotation of a GenBank genome assembly
GUUUAAUUAUCAAGAUACUGUUUAGAUUAGCAGUUAUAUCAUCACACAACAUCUCCUUAAUGCAUGUGAAAUGUGCAACAGAUGAUAAUGAAAAAUUGAGUUAUAAAAUUCCCUCUAUCCAAAACUACAAAAACUUAAAAAAAACCCCCUUCAAACAUUUGGAGAACCAACAAGAAGCUACAAGAAAUUUUAUUACAAUUGGAGGAAUCUUAAGGCAUAACAACAGGUAGAUUCGCUCCUCAGGAGGGUCCCUUUAGUCGUCCUCCUUAAACUUGCUCCAAUGAUGUGUUUUGUUAUUUGACUAUUGCCAACACGUGGUUUCCGUUGUCCCAAAUUCCCCAACUCUCCAGAGCCUUAAAAGAGUGUGAUCAGAUUUCUGAACUUCAAUUUUUACUGAACUAGUUGAAUCAUAGAAAUUCCUCACUUUUACAAGUUGGGUUUGGUUUGGUUCUGGGUCUGAUUUUGUUUUUUCAUGUGAUCAUUACUUUCUUUGAAAAGUAUAAAAGAAUUGCAAAGUUCUGGCUUUUUUGCUAUAUCUUUGUUCUUUUCGUUCUUAUAAUUCUCCUUUUGUGGGGCAUGUUUUUCUCUCGUCUUUGAUUUGUAGGCUACAACUGUCCCUCAUUUAUCAUCGUCCUUCUUCCCCUUGUUUUCACUGCGAUUGAUAAGUUCAUAAAAAAGUUUGGAACUUGAUACCAGAAUUUCAUUCAUUGUUCUGGUAAUCCGGUGUUUGCAAGUGUUUGCUCCACAAAGUUUGAAUUUUUGCUAUUUUCUUGACAAAGCAUCCGAACCCUCUAGCUAUUGUUGCUGUUGAUUUUAUUGGUUUCAGGGAUUUCCGGUGCUUCUCUGGCUUCAACAUGGGAAAUAUAUUUGUUUACUGUGAUGCAUGAAGAUACAUUAACAUGAUUGAAUUGGUAAAGAACAAAUGUCUGUGGUAUCUUGCUGCAUUCCAGUUCUUGAGUGUGUAUAUUGUUUAGCAUGUACCCGUUGGGUAUGGAAGAAAUUCUUAUACACUUCAGGAAGGGAAAGUGAAAACUGGGGUCUUGCAACUGCUACAGAAUUUGAGCCUGUACCUAGACUCUGUAGAUACAUUUUAUCUGUAUACGAGGAAGAUAUUAGGAACCCGAUUUUGGAUAUCCCUGGAGGGUAUGGUGUUAAUCCAGAGUGGAUUGUUUUGAAGAAAACUCAUGUAGAAACUGAAGGAAGGGUAACUCCCUAUAUGAUUUACCUCGACCACGAUAAUUCAGAUAUAGUGGUGGCUAUUAGGGGUCUUACUAUGAUUAAGGAAAGUGAUCUGUUGGUUCUCUUCGACAACAAGCUUGGUCAAACACAAUUUGAAGGUGGUUAUGUUCACAAUGGCCUAUUGAAGGCUGCUCAAUGGGUUUUUGAAAGAGAUUGUGCAAUUUUGAGAGAAUUGUUGGAGAAAUAUCAGGAUUACAAGUUGACCUUUGUUGGGCAUUCCUUAGGGGCAGGUGUAGUGACCCUUUUGACCAUAUUGGCGAUUAAGAAUCGAGAGAGGUUGGGUAAUGUUGAUAGACGAAGGAUUAGAUGUUUUGCAAUUGCUCCGACACGGUGCAUAUCAUUGAAUCUGGCUGUCAGAUAUGCAGAUGUUAUAAAUUCAGUUGUUCUGCAGGAUGAUUUCUUACCUCGGACGACUGUAGCGCUUGAAGACAUAUUCAAGUCACUUAUCUGUUUCCCAUGCUUGCUGUGCAUGAUGUGCCUGAAAGAUACAUGCACUCUGGAAGAGAAAAUGCUGAAGGAUCCCAGGCGACUAUAUGCACCCGGUCGCCUCUAUCACAUCAUUGUAAGGAAGCCCUUCAGCUUAGGGAAAAUAUCACCAACUGUGAGGACAGCUGUUCCUGUUGAUGGGCGUUUUGAACAUAUUGUUCUUUCCUGCAACAUGACAUCAGAUCACGGUAUAAUUUGGAUACUGCAAGAAUCUAGUAGGGCACUUGAUGCUUGUCCUCUGUGCAGGCAUUGGUGGAGAAAGAGCAUGUCAUGGAUAUUCCACCAGAACAGAGGAUGGAAAGGAAGGCAUCUCUAGCCAAGGAACACAUGGAGGAACACAGAGCAGCUUUACAGAGAGCGGUUGCUUUAGAUGUUCCCCAGGCAUACUCACCAUCAUUUUAUGGAACAUUCCAUGGGACAGAGGAACACGAGUAUUCCAGCGGAACUGAGAUCCCGUCUGAUUCAUCAGACUGGAGAAGAAGCUGGGACGAACUAGCUGGGCGUCUAUUUGACACAGAUGAGUCUACGAUGAGAUAGUAUAGGCAGGAAUUUUGAUGAUACAUGGGUGCAGUAAUCUUCAUUCUUUCAUUCUUACCGAUUCCGUUCCUGAGGGAAUGGAAGCUCUAGAUGCUAAGAGAGCAUAGGUAGACCCUUCUCUUCAAUAGGUAGAAUUUUUGUAAUUACAGAAGACAAUUAUCCGUCUAUGGCACUGAAACUAGAACUUAGUUGUAUACCACGACUGUUGAAUUAGGUAAAUAUGGCCGAAAGAUAAUUAGGAAAGAACGUUCAUUCAGUCAAGCAGCUCGAACUUGGUAAUUUUUAUCUUAGUUAUUGAGGGUUUGAUUUUUAUUGCUAACAGAUUUACUAGUUUAUCAAAAGUAAUUUAAAGAAAGCUCUCAACUUUCGUAUGACCCUCAAAGCAAGAUUGUGGUAUAUGAAUUUCGUUUCUCAA